This is a messenger RNA of Blepharisma stoltei, 2816 nucleotides long. Lineage: Eukaryota; Ciliophora; Heterotrichea; Heterotrichida; Blepharismidae. The record is from the annotation of a GenBank genome assembly.
AUGGCAGAUUUGAACAUUCAAGAUAUAGUCUCAAAUCACGAAGACCCAGAAGUCAUGUUUCAACUCCUCGAAAAGCUAGGAGAAGGCUCAUUCGGUUCUGUUCACAAAGGCCUUCACAAAUCCACAGGGACUAUUGUGGCUAUUAAAAUUCUUCAAAUCAAUAACAAUGAAAUUGCCUCAAUCAAAAAAGAAAUUUCGAUUUUGAAAGCAUGCCGCCAUCCUAACAUUGUAGGCUAUAUCGGGUCAUAUAUAAAAGGCGAAGACCUUUGGCUCAUCAUGGAAUAUUGCAGUGCAGGCUCUGUUGCUGAUUUGAUUCGAAUUACCAAAAAGACGCUCGAUGAAGUCCAAAUCGCCAGUGUCUGCCAAGCAGUUCUCAGGGGUCUUGAGUACUUGCAUGAUAAUAAGAAAAUCCAUAGAGACAUUAAAGCAGGAAAUGUGCUGUUAGACCAUAAAGGUGUAGCGAAAUUAGCAGAUUUUGGAGUUUCUGCACAACUAUUGCAUACUUUGUCGAAAAAAGAUACAGUUAUUGGGACUCCGUACUGGAUGUCGCCUGAAGUCAUAUCAAGGUCCUGCUAUAACAAAAAAACUGACAUAUGGAGCUUAGGCAUCACAGCUAUUGAAAUGGCAGAAGCAGAGCCUCCUUACUCGAAUAUUCCUCCAGUGAGAGCUAUGUUUACUAUACAAAGAUCUCCAGCACAAUCGUUAACUGAGCCUAGAAAAUGGUCUCCUGAGUUCAAUGAUUUUGUAUCAAAAUGCUUAACAAUAGAGCCAAAACAGCGACCCACAGCUAAAGAACUAUUAAUUCACCCCUUCAUAAGAAGAGCGAGAGGGCCUGGACUUUUAAGCGAACUAGUCGCACAAGCUAUGGACAGCAUUGAGAGAUACAGAAUUUAGCCUAACUUAUUUAACAGACAGGAUUUCGUUCUAUAUUUACACAAUCACCAAAUCUCCGAUAUGGGAGAUUCAAACUCUUUGCAACCAUAUCUUUGAUAGGGAUAGCAGUUUAUCCUCCUUGGCUUUCGGCUUCAGAGUUGAGUGGGCAGUCUUCAGAUUUUGCGGCAUCAUUUGAGGCUUUUGGGUGGGGAAGAAAGUGUUGUCCAUACAAAAAUCCCCAAAAAAAUUUUUGGCCGACUUUUAGCAAAAAGGGAAAAUACGUUACCCAGAGCGUAACUCCUGGUUUCAUGCUGGUAAAAUGGCCGAUAGGUCUAUCAUCGCUUGCAGACAUAUCUGGGCGACCUCUUUCGGACUUCCGUACCACGCUUCCACCUGAGGUAAAAUCCAUCCUCGAAAGUAGUCUUGAGCUAGGCUCUGAUAUGUCAAGAGUUACUUAUAGUAAUUCUCUUUAAUGGCCCUGUAAGGGCAGGCUUUUUAAGCCGGAAUUUCUGAGGCUGGUCGGACCAACGCACAAAGUUGGUCGGACCAACUCACUUGUUGGUUCAAUCAAAUCAGGAAUUCCGGCCUAAAAUUCCUGUCCUUGCAGGGCUAUAAGGGAAUUUAUUAUACCUAGCUUGUUGACCAUUUCUGGGAUGGCAAAACCUUGCCAGAUAUAAUUAAAUAUGUGCUCGUAGGCAGUCAGCGUGUCAGCGUAGCCCACCGCGAAGCACUGAGAUGCCAUAUUUAAUUAUAUGAGAGAUACAGAACAACACAAAACCAAAGUGAAGGCUCUGAAGAAGAGGAGGAAGAAGAAGCUGAAUGCGAUAAUGGAAGCAUGGUUUAUAAAGGCACUGAAGAAUUUAACUCGGGCACUGUCAUUCUUACUUACUUACUUACUUAAUUACAUUAAUAAGGCGUCUGCCGUGUUGUUAACGCAGUCGCCAAGGACCUCGAUGUGAGGUUCACCUGCUUUGCGACGCAUUCCUAACAAGCCAUAAAGACUUGCCAAGAGGAAAUACGUCUACUCCUUCCCACAGCGCGCUGCGGCUUAAGUCUUGAGUGGGCGGGCUAUGGAAUCCUGCGGCUGCUGCUUGGGUACGAGAGUUGGCUUUCCGAAAUUCCAAAAAAUGGAAUUUCUGGUCACCUUUCGGCAAAAAGGGAAAUUCCAAAUCUGGGACGUAACGCCCAGUUUCACGCUAGGUAGUUGCCCGAUUGGUCUAGGCAUUGCCUGUAGACCUUGCUGGGCUUACCCUUUCCAAAUUUGGGCACCCUUUCCUCUCGAGGAGAAAAUCCAUUCUGGUCGUUGAGCAUGGGCCAGGCUCUGCUCUGCAGAAUUGCUUACCUUGGCAUUGUUGCCCAUUUCCUGAAUGGCAAAACCUUGCCGGAUAUAAUUAAAAUAUGAGUCGAGUAUGUAUGGCCGGGAGGCCAUACCCAGACGAAGACGCCAUAUUUAAUUAUCGGGCACUGUCAUUCAAUAUGAUACUAUGGUCGAGAUUCCAGAAGAGUCUAAAAUGUCAACAAUAAUUGUAAAAGAUGGGAAAGAGAACAAAAAAGAAACCGAGCAACAAGGGACAGUAAGAAUUGAGUACUCUGACGAGGAAGAAGAAAAUGUGGAGCCUGAGUUCAUGAAAUUGGUAAGGCAGGCUGAAGGAAUCCCAGAGCCUAAGCCGCAACCCAAAAAAAGCGUCCAGCCUCCUCAGCAGUCGCCAGUUGUUUAUAGUCCUCCAGUGUUAAAUAGCAUUCCGCCAUCUCAAAAGGGACAGAUUCCUCCUGAAUUUAGAGGGAUGUCAAUUGAAUAUAUUGAAAAGUCCUUAAAGAGACUUAACGUUGACAUGCUUGCUGAAAUUGAAGUGGUGAAAUCGAGAUAUGCAGAAAGAAUUAAAUCAUUUGAAAAAAUCCUUGAAGUGCUCAAGCAAGAGGAAAAGCAAAGAAAAGUUUUAUAA